GCGUGGUGAAAAGGUAACAAGGUGAAGAGGACUGCUGGUUAUAAUGGACACAGACGGACAACAAGGUAUACCAAGUAUGGAAAGGUCAGAGGUUGGUGGAGCAGUGGUAGGCAGUCAAUCAAGGAAUACUGCAACAGAGUCGUUGCGAAUGCAAAGAUUGCACAAAAUGUUAGAUCUGACGCGAUUUGUGCAUCAGCUUGAAGAAUUAUUAACUCAGCCAAUAAAAGUUCCAGGUACAUCAAUUUUACCUUACCCUGGUUCGCCUGUCAAAGUACGCCACAACAUCGCUAGUAUGUUCUCAGUACGCUCUUUGUGGGCAACAGAAGAAGAACGAAAAGCUGCUGUUAGUCAGCUUUACAAUUUUAAGAGUUUGAGGAAACGAAAAUGGAUCCAAAAAAUUUUGCUCGAGGAAUCCGAUUCAGAUUCUGAUGGUGAAUUCCCAUUCACUCUCAACGAUUUGCAUACUAUUUUAAAGUUACAUCGUCGACGGCGAAAACUGCAGAAAACUUAUCACAUCAAUGUUCUCAAUUCUCAGUAUACUUAUUAUGGUGCUGGCUUACUAAGCAGUUACGAUCCAUUUCCAGAGCAUCAAGAUAAAGUAAAGGAAAAGCAUGGUGUUAAACCUAAGCAGAGCUGAUAUAUUCUUAUAAGGAUCUCAUGUUUGUUCGCUCACCUUCAUUAUGAUAUAAUAUCCCUGACUGUUGUAUUUAAAAUUUAUUGCUUAGAAGCAAGAAAAUGUCUAUCAGAAAC
Messenger RNA from Loa loa (African eye worm), 750 nucleotides. RefSeq lists its product as hypothetical. The coding region runs from base 44 to 637 and encodes 197 amino acids. The transcript is spliced from 4 exons. The record is from RefSeq and is a predicted model, not a curated record. Lineage: Eukaryota; Metazoa; Nematoda; Chromadorea; Rhabditida; Onchocercidae.